Molecule: messenger RNA, 2737 nt
Organism: Scatophagus argus
Lineage: Eukaryota; Metazoa; Chordata; Actinopteri; Scatophagidae
Gene: arpp21
Product: cAMP-regulated phosphoprotein, 21
Exons: 20
Coding region: 380-2350 (656 amino acids)
Cellular component (GO): cytoplasm
Molecular function (GO): nucleic acid binding
Source: RefSeq, a predicted model, not a curated record
GUGUGGGCGCGUGGCUCAGGGUUCAGAGCUGUCGGCCCUCCUCCUCCUCCUCCCUCCCUCCCUCCCCUCCCCUCCCUGCUCCGACAGAGACAGGCAAAAGGCGGAGGAGGAGCAACGCACCUCGCAGUCAACAGACACUGGGUGUACAGCAGUAGGUCGGUCGGUAGGCUACAGCGGCAGAAGCCCACGGAGGAAGAAGAACAUCACCUCACGGCUGUUGUCCUUUGCCCAGGCAAGAGCCGGCAGAGAGACGAACAGUAGAGAAGGCGAGCGCGGGUAGAGAGGAUAAUUGCAUUUCUGGCUGCCCAGUGGGAACAUGGGAUAUAUGACCUCAUCAUUCACCUGUGAGGCUCUCCAGUAAACAACUUUAGAUAGAAGGAUGGCCGAAGAAAGCGCAGAUGUUCUCCUAAAACCCUGUGAUGUGACGUCAUGUGAUGUCGUCGCCUGCCCCUCCCCUUCGUCGUGUCCGUCCCCCUGCAAACAGAAGGAGGACAAGGAGUGUCACCAUGAUAGUAAGAAGCUGGAUCAUGAGAAACACUGUACCCAGGUGCAACCAAAGAAAAAAGUUAAGACCAAAGGAAAGUUAGAGCGGCAUAACGCUAUCUGCGAGGAGUUCUUACCAUUUGAAGAAACUCAGGCAUCUCCAGACACCAACAUCUCAUCUAGCUGCCAUGACAACGAGAGAACUUCCUGUAAAGAGGAAGAACAAGAGAAGAGCACAGAUCCAAAGAAACAUUCACUGUCCAAAGAGCCUAGCAUGGAGUACACCGACUCCACCGGCAUAGACUUGCACCAGUUUAUCGUCGACACCCUCAACAGCAACCCCAGAGACCGCAUGACGCUGCUUAAACUGGAGCAGGACAUGAUAGACUACAUCGCCAGCAAUAGUCCCUUUAAGAAGUUCCCUCACAUGUCGUCCUAUCACCGUAUGCUGGUCCAUCGGGUGGCGGCCUACUUUGGCAUGGAGCACAAUGUAGACCAGACAGGCAAGGCUGUCAUCAUCAACAGGACCAGCAACACUCGCAUACCAGAAGCACGUUUCAUGGACCAGGUGCAUAAGGACAAGACAGAGGAGAGGAGGAAGAUUAUUUUGAAGAGAGACAACAGCUCAGAUGACCAGACCCGACUUCACCCCUUACGGGAGAAGCAAAGCAGGUCAAUGGAGGAGAGAGAGGAGGAGUACCAACGAGCACGAGACCGAAUCUUCAACCCAGAGCCACUCUGCACCCAGGAGAGUGCCCAUACAGAAACCAGGGCUGCGGAGGAGUACAAUCCAUAUGCCGAGACCCAGAGGAGAAGGCAGCUCUUCAGGGGAAGCCGUGACAGCUCAGGCUCCAGCUGGACAGGCAGUAGCAGGCAGAGUAGCACCGACACCGACUGUCGUUAUAGCAAUGACCCCCAUCCUUGGAGCAGCACAGACUCUGAUUCCUCCUUCCAGUGGACAAGUCCUGCUCCUAAAUCCCGCCAGCCCACCAACCACAGCUGGGACGCAUGUGGUUCAGGCUCCAUCUCUCUUUUCAGGCUGCCUGCCACCUGUCCCCUCCCCUCUCCUCCUCCCAUCGUAGAUGAGCCGCCUCCUAACUCUGCCUACAUCAUGGAGAACGGGAUCCCACCGGGCAGCAUAUUAGUGAACCCGCAUACUGGGCAGCCUUUCCUGAACCCCGAUGGAACUCCUGCUGUGUACAAUCCCCCGGACAGUCAGCAGCCAAUCAGAGGCCAGGCUCAGCUGCAAGGCUCUCAGCCCCAGCAGCAGCAGGUGGUUCAGUACUCAUCUGUCUCUUACACAGCUCCACAGAUGUUGCCUGUCACUCCCUCACAGCCAUAUUCCACAAUUGAAGAGAUCUCCUCGCAGUUCACUCAUUUGAGCUGUCAGCCGACGGGUGAAGCCCCACCCCUCCACCCUCCCAGUCAGGGUUUCAUCUAUGCAGCCCCUGCUCCCCCUCCCAACCCCCCCACCUACUGCCAGCCCUCACCUCAGGUGCCUGUAUAUUACUACAGCCAGUACCCUACCUCAGCUCAACACCCAUGCAAGCCUGUCUCACCUAGCCAGCACAUCCACAGCCAAGCAGUGCAACCAACAGCAGGUUAUGCCCCUGCUGUGGGGGUGCAGCAGCAGUCCUCACACACCCAGGCCCAGGCUGUGCUGGGGACCUUCCCACCAAUGGCCGCUCAUCAGUGUAGCAUAGUUCAGGGAGGUGUUUCAGUGUCCUAUCCCCAAAGCAAAGUUGUGACCGCGGUUGGUGGGGAGGCGGGUUACUGCUGCAUGGUGCCCCCACCCACCCACCACAGCAGCUGCCACCCUCCCAGCUGCGCCAGCCUCGGUGCCCCGGCCUGGAGCGCACAGUACUGACAAAGCCUCGCCGGACGGAGUGGUGAUACUUAGGUUCCUGCGUGAAUUCAUUUACACACACACACACACACAUAGUUAACACAAACACCUUUUUUCACACUCCCUCACACCCUUCACCUGCACCUGCCUUCUUCCUGAUGAUGCCCACAGGGUACAUCAUACACACUCAUAACAAGCAUGUGAGCGCACACACACACACACACACACAUAAAUGUACCAAUGUACCAAAGCUUAAUAGUACAUAUAGCCUAUCAGAGCUGCUGUAUUGAAUGCAUAAUUUAUAUACACAAAUGGAGUUUUAUAUUGAUAUUAAAUUAUAUAUAUAUUGUGUUUUAAGGAAAUGCACUGUGUGAAUAGAAUAAAGUGCUGUGGCUGGAUUGACAACAU